This is a messenger RNA of Fomitiporia mediterranea MF3/22, 1162 nucleotides long. RefSeq lists its product as uncharacterized. The transcript has 5 exons. The record is from RefSeq and is a predicted model, not a curated record. Lineage: Eukaryota; Fungi; Basidiomycota; Agaricomycetes; Hymenochaetales; Hymenochaetaceae. Gene Ontology annotation, cellular component: U12-type spliceosomal complex; nucleolus. Bases 32 to 1108 code for a protein of 358 amino acids. Gene Ontology annotation, molecular function: RNA binding. Gene Ontology annotation, biological process: positive regulation of mRNA splicing, via spliceosome.
CCAAGUCGGCCUCACGAACUAUUGUUAUACUAUGUCGAGACAGGAUGACCGGAAUCAAGAAGCUACUGUCUACCUGGGAAACUUGGAUGAGCGAGUCUCGGACGCGAUCAUCUGGGAGCUCAUGUUGCAGGCGGGUCCAGUGGUGAAUGUUCAUCUGCCGAAGGACCGUAUCUCAAUGGCGCAUCAGGGGUACGGUUUCUGCGAAUUCUUGACGGAAGAGGACGCGGAAUACGCCUGUAAAAUCAUGAACCAAAUAAAACUUUGGGGGAAACCUAUUCGUGUUAACAAGGCUUCUUCGGAUAAGAAGCAGUUAGAUGUUGGCGCGAAUCUUUUCGUGGGCAACUUGGAUGAAAAUCUCGACGAGAGGCUCCUUUAUGAUACUUUUAGCGCAUUCGGAAUGCUCGCUACUACUGCAAAGGUCGCGCGUGACCCGACAACAGGCAAGUCAAAAGGUUACGGCUUCGUCUCGUACAUUGACUUCGAAUCUGCCGACGCCGCAAUCGAGGCAAUGAACAAUCAAUUCCUCAUGAACAAGGCUAUCUCCGUCCAAUAUGCAUUCAAGAAGGAUGGCAAGGGCGAGAGACACGGCACACCUGCCGAACGGCUUCUUGCUGCCCAAGCUCGCAAAAACAACGCCCUUCCAGCUAGCGCUCGUCCUCCUCCCGCUACGCUCAAUGCGCUUGCUGCUUUCGGGCCAGGAGCUGCAGCUCCUGUAGGUGUGACUGCCGCUGCGCCAGGACGCCCUGUAUCUGCUGCGCCUCCGUAUGGUACUCCAGGACCGUAUCAGGGUCAGUUCGCCGGUGCUCUUGCUGCCGCACCUGCGCCCGUACCUUCACCAGGCAUGGGCAUGGGCGUUCCACCUCCUCCGCCUGGGUUCGGUCCUGCUCCUCCGAUGAUGGGAAUGCCGAUGGGAAUGCCAGGCGUCCCAACACCACCUCCGGGCUUUGCAGGAUACAAUCCGUCGUCUGGUAUGAUGAACAUGCAACCUCCACCUUCCGGUUUUGGGGCGCCGCCGCAAGGAAUGCCAAUGCCUCCACCCCCUCCCGGAUUUGGCACUCCACAAGGAAUGCCAGUAGGUAUGACGCCGCCUCCUCCAGCAGCACAAUGAUAUUACUACUUUUUGGCAUUCCUUAUCAGCUUUUCUACUACUACUCAUUGUUUC